Molecule: messenger RNA, 4012 nt
Organism: Mya arenaria
Lineage: Eukaryota; Metazoa; Mollusca; Bivalvia; Myida; Myidae
Exons: 10
Coding region: 39-3743 (1234 amino acids)
Biological process (GO): G protein-coupled receptor signaling pathway
Cellular component (GO): membrane
Molecular function (GO): adenylate cyclase inhibiting G protein-coupled glutamate receptor activity
Source: RefSeq, a predicted model, not a curated record
ACCAUUAUACAGUGUUCGUAUCAUAUAGCUAAGAUACUAUGGCGCACAUGUGGUCAACAACGUCAACUAUAACGGUAAUAGGUGUCCUGCUGAUAAGCCACGUGACGGGACUUGGUGACGUCAUAUUGCAUGGUGACGUAUACGCUCAGUACAUUGGCGCCCUCUACACAGACAUCACGUGCACGACGGUGGAACCGGAAACAGUUCAGAAUCUGCAGGCGAUCAAGUGGACUCUGGAUAGUCUCAACAAGAGGAACUUCAUCAGCAGUGUGAGAAUAGGUCUGCGGGUGACGGCCUUAUGCAACUCGGUUGAGGAUGCCCGGCAGCAGGCGAUGCGUCUCAUUGUCGAGUUAGGGGCCUCAAAUACUUCCGACAUUAUAGGUAUUAUCGGGUCGGAAUACAGCUCGGAGGCAGAAGCAAUCUCGCGGCUGAUGAGCCCACUUCCGGAGCGUUUCCGGUUGCUACAGGUGAGCUUAUCUGCGACGGCCGCGAAGCUCAGGGACCGCAGUAUUUACCGGAACUUCUUUAGAACCAUUCCACCGGAUGAUCUCCAAGCUAAGGUAAUGAAGCAGUUCUUAGUCAGUAUGAACUGGACAUUUCUUGCGAUCAUUCACGAUGACAACGCGUACGGUUCCGGUGGCGCCCGGGCGCUCCUCGAAACGGCGAAGGGCCUUGACAUCUGCUUCCCCGAAGUGAUUCCUGUGGGUGCCGAUUACAACGUGACGGUUGUGGAGAAUCUUCUUCGAGAGCGAGUGUACAGGAUAGGGCGGUCACCGCUACCUCCUGUCACUGGUAUAAUUGUAUUCGGUACUUUCUACCUGACUUCCGCUGUGCUGAAGGCCGCAGAUAACAUUUCUCGCCAGGGCGGGGACGCCGCUAACAUUCGGCCCGUCUUCCUGUUGUCGGAGGCGGCAGGCUAUCUUGAAGGCGACACAGAUCCCAUAACCAAAGGCGCCUUUGUUCUAAGUCCGCCUCGCCGGAAUAUGUCUGAAUUCGAAACAGAAUGGAAGCUGAGCCUAACAGACAACAGCAUAUUAAGAACCGAAGCGGGAAACAAUUUAUAUUUCAAGAAAAUGUAUGAACAAAUUAGAAAUUGUCAGUUUUCUGAAACAAAUACGUCAUCAAGCGUUUACUGUAGAGCUAUGACUGACGCGGAGUUCCGCGAUCAAAUCCCCAAUACAGUUUACAACCAGUACGGGAUACAGGCCGCCAUGGUGGUGGCGAAGGCGGUGGACUUGGUGAGUGGCAAGGUAUGUCCCAGGGCCGCCUCCUGCCCGCAGCUGACAAACACAAGUCUUGCACCAAGAGCGGAAUUCAUCUCCGUUCUUGAGAACAGACACAUCGAUUUUGACGCGGAUUUUGGAUCAUUCCGGCUGGACGCGUUUAAGAACCAAAACCUUGGCAUUGUAUUUAAUGGGUCGGCUGAUCCGGUCUUCAUCCCGGCGGGACAGAGCCCGGAGUACGAAGUGUACAGCCACCAAGAUUGUCCAGGAUCUAGUUCCCCGUGUCUACGAAAGGUAGCGGAUUACAGAUUAGGUCAACUUAAAACCUCGGGUUACAAUCCCAUUAAAUGUUACGACCUAGCUGGCACAGAGACCGACUGUUCCGUCCAUCGGCCUCAGGUGCCUAACGGCUUCCGGUCUGACACAUGCGUGGGGCGACAGGAAUUGGAUCCCGUUCUCUUUGAGAUGGGUGACAUUUACAUAGUAGGGAUCGUACCUGUUCAUAACGUGGGUAGCUCGCCCCUGGAGUGUGGCGAUAUUAAAAAAGGCAGCAUCGAUGUUGUUGAAGCUAUUCGGUUUGCUGUGAGUGAGCGACAGACUUUAUUCUCGGGUAAAGUCGGAGUUAUUAUAGUGGACAGUUGUAACGAUCCGCAGAUCAUACAAGAAAAGAUCCUCUCUAUUCAGAGACUGGGUGUAUACCACGAUGGUGUCUAUGAGCAGGUCAAGGGUAAGAUCCUUGGCUACAUAGGCGGCUGGUCGAGCGAUGAAAGCAAGGCUGUCGCGCUAAUCACUGGCCGCCUCAGUAAGGUUCAAAUCAGCUACGCAUCGACAGCCAUCGUCCUCAGCCGGCGGAACGAGCUUCCGUACUUUCUCCGAAUUCCAAGCCCUGACAAUGACCAGGCGAGGACAAUGCUAGAAAUUGUAAAGACACUCCACCCGAACCGGACACAAAUUCAGGUUCUCUACAGCCAGAGUACGUAUGGUGAGGGUGGUUUGAGCCUGAUCAAGGACGUCAUUGAAAAUUUACAGUAUGACGUCUGCAUAGUAAAUCAGAUACCAUUUUCGGCGGAAAUCAGCCCUCAGCGCGUCGUCGACAGCCUCCGAGCAAACUCAGACGCCAAGUUUGUUUUAGUGUUCUUGGGAUCGUCUGACGUCAAUAUCAUCAUCAACACCCUUAACACAUUGGAUAGUAACGAAUUCCUCUUCAUAACAUCGGAAGGAUGGGGGCUGCGACAAGCGUUGAUUGGUUCCAUUGCGAUUGCCUCGCGCCUGUGGGUGACGGACUCAUUCGAGAACCACAUAGCUGCCCUGGUGCCCGAGGGUAGCUCCAUCAAUCCCUGGGUCCGCCCCUACAUGGAGUCGCAGUUUGACUGUUACUACCAGUGGAGUUUUGACAAGUCGUCCAAUAGGACUUGCACAGGUAGUGAGCGGCUUACAAGCUCCGUGUACGACAUUGAUUCGUGGGCGCCGUUCGCCGAACGGGCGGUACAGAUGCUCAUGGAUGCCGGCAGUCAGUUCCUGCUGUCCACGUGCGGAAACAGCGGCUCCAUUUGCCCAGCUUUUGCCAACUCGACGGACCAGUUUCUGGCAGUCCUAAAGAACGAGCGUGCCAAGAAAGAGGCUCAGGACGCCAAGUUGUAUCCCGUAUUUGACGACAACGGUGACGGCACAAUUGGAUACCGGAUAUACGUCUUCGAUAGCACCGGGGAUCCAGUUAAGAUCGGGUCGAGCGGAGAAGAGACGAGCUUCAACCUGCAGGUGGACGCUUUCAACGUGCACCGCCCACGUGACUCCUACAUUUCCUCGUGCGGAGAAUCCCAGGCUUGCGGUAAAUGCUUUCCCGCUCCGAGCUCUACUGAUUCCACCGGAAGUUCGGCGGUCUCUGGGGGAAUUAUCGCCGUGAUCGUGGUCCUUGUUGUGCUGUGUUGCGGGCUGACAGCCGCCCACCUCUUCAUCUGUAACCGUUAUGGAUGUUUCCUCCGCUUCCAAAACGGAAAUCCUCUGUAUGAUACGUAUUUGACGCCGGAGUACGUAUCACAGGGACGAAUGAUGACGUCGGACGGCAGCGAUUGGUCUGCACAGCCCGAGAGGGAACUUCCGAAACGACCGUGCGAUUCGGGCUACAAUAAUGUCAUCAACUACGAGACGAGAUCCGUAGACGACGGCAGCUGCGCAAGUAACCAGACCGUUGCGUCCAGAAAGAUUACCGGUCAGGCGGACGGGUCAGGAGGGGUUAUGAACCCCAUCUUUGACGAUGGAAGUGCCGGGAUGCUAAAGAGUCCUUCCUCAGACACGAAGACGAGCGUCUUCCACGGAGGCGUCGAGAUCUCAGACGCUGGUACUAUCACUGAGACCCCGCAGUCUCACAGGUUUAUUAACCCCAAACAACAACAAGAACAGGCUCCGCAACAACAACAACAGCAGCAGCAACAUCAGAUGCUAAAACCAAACGAGCAACAUAGUGUCAUGUUUCAGGAUGGCGGCCAUUAUAUCAGUAUGCAGAACAAGAUGGAGUUUUGAAGUGCCGGACACUGACUUUGGAACAGGGUUUGGUUCAACAGAUUUUUGAGAGGCCAGAUAUUAAUAUAAUAAUAUGAUGGCCGAUAAUUAAAAACAUGAUAAUACUGCUCGGUCAUAAAACGUGUGAAAAAAAUGGUUUUUACAAAGAACCUUGACAAUUAUGAAAUGACAUUGAGUUUGUGUUCAUUUUCGUAGUUUAUUUUUAAUAAUGUUCAGGUUGAUAAAAAAUACAUGCAUUAUUAUGAUGGGUUUUUUUUAAAUAAAUAUAC